ACAGAAGUAUAUUGUAUUGUAUGUAUAGUACCUAGGUACUAACACACGCAUGUUUACCGAAAGAAACAAAUAGUAAAAAAUAAAGUACGUGGCUUCGGAGAUAGAUUUUUUUCAAGAAAAUAAGAAUAUCUUGUAAGAUAUUUUAUUUCCUUACCAUUAUAAUGUCAGAAGUGACUGUAAAGAACUUAGACAAUGCAUGUGAAACUGCAGAAGAAUUCACAAGAGUUUAUUACAAACAAGUGGAUAACAGUCGUCAUUCCAUCUCAAAGCUGUAUCUAGACACUGGAUUGCUGGUAUGGAAUGGAAAUGGUAUAAAUGGAAGUGAUAAAAUACAGAAAUUCCUUAUGGAUUUACCUGCAAGUAACCAUAUAUUGAAGACUUUGGAUGCUCAACCUGUUUCUGAGACUGUAGUGUCCCAUAAGCUCACAUUUCUGAUUCAAGCUUGUGGAGAUGUGACUUACGAAAACGACGAUGCUAAAAAACCCUUCCAACAAACAUUCCUGAUAGUAGCUGUUGAGGGCAAAUGGAAAAUAGCAUCAGAUUGUUUUAGGCUACAAGUGCCUUACAACACAUAAGAUACCUGGAAACAUGUUUAAUAAGUGUAGAUUAAGUUAAUAAUAAAUAAAGAUAUUUUAAUUA
Plodia interpunctella (Indianmeal moth) is the source of this 639-nucleotide messenger RNA. RefSeq names its product NTF2-related export protein 1 (gene Nxt1). Gene Ontology annotation, cellular component: nuclear pore central transport channel. The record is from RefSeq and is a predicted model, not a curated record. The transcript has a single exon. NCBI's taxonomy places the organism in Eukaryota, Metazoa, Arthropoda, Insecta, Lepidoptera, Pyralidae. Bases 162 to 575 code for a protein of 137 amino acids. Gene Ontology annotation, biological process: poly(A)+ mRNA export from nucleus.